CUCUACAGUGAGCGUACGACUCCUUAAAAACAUUUCCUCCUCGCUCUCACUCGUCUGUAGGCAUCAUGAGUGUUGGUAGGAGACCGUCUCACACGCUCUCUCUUGGUUUUAGUCUUUCAGUCGGUCCUGUGAAACAUGUUCGCUCGUAGAUUUCAGUCAGAUUUUUUAGAAUCAAGAUGUUCUUCGUGUCAUCCACAUCUUUUCAUCCUUGGUCUGAUUCUUGCUUAUUUUCUCUCCUCUCAUGUUCAAGCAUUUAACGGUCAAAGGAUGUGCAGGUCAAAGAAUGAAACUUCCAAAUAUCAACACUGUCGACUUCACCCAGGUAUCGGAUCCAUCGCAGAUGGAGUCCAUGAUUUAGAUUGUUUUGGUAGAAUUAAGAAUCGAGGUAUGAUAGAGUGUGUGUGGAAACCUGGAAACCACACAUCAGAGAAGAUAUACACACUGUUACUGAUACAGAAGAAAAAAAAGGAAUUUUGCAACAUCACCGAAUCCUCUAUAAUCAUCAAGGUAUUUGAAGGACUGAACAUGACUGUCACCGUUUUUGAAAAUGGCGAGUCAGAGAAAUGUACAAAGGCAGUUUUCAGCGGUUCAUGGAGUAGCCUGUUGAGAUGUGAUCCUCCAUACGAAGUGUCCUUCCGCCGCCGGCUGGGAAAUCUACAUGUGAAUGUGAGCUGGCAACAGACUGUCGUAAAGCAUUUCUCUGUGAGGUAUAAGGUGCUGGGAAGCCUGUUAUGGACCGAGCCACCGGUUCAAUCCCAUAACAAAAAGGGAUGCACCGUGGAGAAUCUAAACUCUUCUGUGUUCUACACUGUACAAAUACAAUGUGUCACUACUGAGAGAUGCUCCCAGUGCCCAUGGAGUGAGACCUACACGGUCCCAUCAGAGCUGACAGCACAGCCUGCCAUCGUCCACCUUGAAGACAGUGACAUCACAGAGAGAACAGGCAGCAGGCUGCUCUCUCUGCACUGGAAGUUUCCUGCCACAGAGUCGUACGACGGCUACUAUGUGACCAUUGCUAAAGCGUCAGGAGAGGAUCCGUGCGAGCGGAUGAACACGACUCGGCCUGAGAUCAGACUGAUUCUCUCCUUCUCCUCUUAUCGUCUCAACAUCAGUGCGUGGAACAACGCCAGCAUCUCCCCAGCAGUGAGCCACACGAUACCUCAGCGAGAGGACGGUCUUGAAGAGGGGAAGCUGAACGUGACCGUCCACAGCGACACGUCUCUUACUGUUUACUGGAAAGACGAUCUCAUCAAAACCUACGUGUGCUUCUCUGCUGAGUGGAUGAGAAAGAGACAUCACAGAGCGUCCAUGUCCUUUUAUCAGAAAGCUUACAACUGGAGGACUUUAUCUUCUCUACAAGAGCCCCUGGAGCCUUACAAGAGAUACAGCCUCAUGCUGCACACACGACCAAACAAGGACACCUGCAACAUCAAGUACAUCAACAGGAGUGAGAGCACCUACGGGACGACACAGUUCUACUCCAUCCAAGGAUCUCCUGUCAGCGCUCCCAACAUCAGCAUCUGCAACAUGACGAGGAAUUCAGUGGUGCUGCAGUGGUCGUCCAUCCCGGAGGACGACAUCAGAGGCUUCCUGCUGGGUUACAUGAUCCACUACACGGAGUACCACCACCGGGAGACGUAUAGGGAGAGAAAUAUCACAGUGGAUCCACAGUCUGACACCUGUGAACUGGGGGAUCUGGAAGGAGGCACAGCGUACCAGGUCCAGAUAUCAGGUUUCACCCAGGCAGGAGCCGGAGUACGAAGCACAGCCUGCAUCUUUAAAACCAAGAUGCACCAAGGAUAUUCUCAUUAUCUUAAUGGUUACAUCAUUCCCAUUGCUGUUGUGGCCGCUGUGCUGUUUUUUACAUCAAUAAUGAUAAAAAGAGCUAAAGUCAUCCUGUGGCCAAGCAUACCGAACCCUUUGAACAGCAAUGCAAUGCAGAAAAUAGCAAAACUGGAACUCCUGGAUUCCCUCAAACACCUGAACAUAGAAGAGUCCACGGACAGUCUUCAGAUAGUAGAGAAGGAAGCUUUGGUCCCUCCUAACACAUUAGCAUCAGUGUUAGUGCUCCUCCACGAGGAGGAGGAGGAGGAGGAGGGACACUCACCAGAAAUGACCUGGGUCCAAAGUGACAUCGAAGAGCAUCCAGCUGGAGAUAUCGAACCCGACCACACCACAGACAACUUCCGCAGUCCCCCUUGUGCCUUUUCAAGUGACUACACAACAAUGGAGAUGUUCCAGCAGCAGAUGCCUCAGGGCAGCCCGGCAAACCCAGAGACUGAUCCACAGGACACGUAUGGAGGUCAACAUUGGACCACGUUGGACAAUUAAGUUCCAGUUCAACGGGGGACGGCGAGGAGAUGUCCAAGAUUUUCUAUUGUCAAUGAAUGUCAGGGUCAAGUGACAUUCCAGAGUUGGACAAUGACGGGGGGGAACUACUGUUUGCUGGUAGGUCUACAGCUUGGAUUCAAUGAGUUGUAGAUAAUCUAUAACAAAACUACAAGUGCAUUAAGUGCCAAGUGCCAACUGCUAAAGGGACAGUUACAAGACUAACUAGAGUAAAUAAGGAUUCAACAAACAAGCUUAUCAUGAAGAACAUCUGAAUGAAAAGUCUCUUUAUUGAGUGUUGUGUUGGAAACAGAAUGAAUAUAUUGGUAGAUUCAAACUGAGGACGAUCAGAUACAUUCAAGCUCUUAAAAAAAAAAACAGUGUCACCAAAUCUGUACAUCGAGCGCCCCAGUCCAGUCCGGCAGGAGAAAGUCAUGUUUCUACAGUAUAUGCUCUAUGUGGUGGAUACACAGGUAUAAAAAAAUAAACCUCUUCACAUACUGUCA
Molecule: messenger RNA, 2834 nt
Organism: Pleuronectes platessa (European plaice)
Lineage: Eukaryota; Metazoa; Chordata; Actinopteri; Pleuronectiformes; Pleuronectidae
Product: interleukin-31 receptor subunit alpha
Exons: 16
Coding region: 136-2331 (731 amino acids)
Biological process (GO): cytokine-mediated signaling pathway
Cellular component (GO): external side of plasma membrane; signaling receptor complex
Molecular function (GO): cytokine receptor activity; cytokine binding
Source: RefSeq, a predicted model, not a curated record